Messenger RNA from Lodderomyces elongisporus, 1992 nucleotides. Its product is annotated as Leucyl aminopeptidase yscIV. NCBI's taxonomy places the organism in Eukaryota, Fungi, Ascomycota, Pichiomycetes, Serinales, Debaryomycetaceae. Gene Ontology annotation, biological process: proteolysis. The transcript has a single exon. Gene Ontology annotation, cellular component: cytosol. The coding region runs from base 1 to 1992 and encodes 663 amino acids. The record is from RefSeq and is a predicted model, not a curated record. Gene Ontology annotation, molecular function: aminopeptidase activity; metallopeptidase activity; zinc ion binding.
AUGGAAGAAUUGAAAGCUUAUCGUCCAAAGACGAGUCCCGAGCUUGACCCAUCAACGCUCUCCAACUAUACUUGCUUCACAGUGAAACUCACCACACUUCAUUUCGAUAUCGACUUUGAAAAGAAGAUUGUAUCGGGAAAAGUCAAAUACGACUUAUUGAACAAAUCGGAGACGGAUCAUGUCGAUUUGGACACCUCUUAUCUCGACAUUACCAAAGUUAGUAUUCAAAACGAAUCUUGUGAUAAUCAGUAUAAACUACAUUCUAGAAAAGAACCACUCGGGUCAAAAUUACACAUCCUGAUCCCUGCAUCUACUCCGAAAAAUUUCCAACUCGAAAUAGAAUUUUCAACAACUUCGAAAUGCACUGCAUUACAAUUUCUUGAUAAAGAAGCAACAGAUGGGAAAAAUCACCCAUACCUCUUUUGUCAAUGCCAAGCAAUCCAUGCUCGUAGUCUUUUUCCUUCAUUUGAUACACCGGGAAUCAAGUCACCAUACAAGUUCUCAGCAAAAUCUCCAUUGAAAACAUUGUUAUCAGGAUUGCUUAUUAAGGAGGAUAAUGAAAACAACACUGUUUACUUUGAACAACCAGUGCCUAUACCCUCGUACUUGGUUUCCAUUGCGCUGGGAGACAUUGCGCGGACAUCAAUUGGCCCUCGUAGUGAUGUGAUGACUGAACCUGUUAACUUGGCCAAAUGCAAAUGGGAAUUUGAACGUGAUAUGGAAAACUUUAUCCAGGUUGCUGAGAAAUUGAUCUUUGAAUACGAAUGGCAAAAAUUUGAUUCGUUGGUUUUACCAGCAAGUUUUCCCUAUGGUGGCAUGGAAAUUCCCAACCUUUGCCAAUUAACACCAACAUUAAUCUGCGGCGAUCGCUCUUUGGUCAAUGUUGUCGCACACGAAUUGGCCCACUCAUGGUCGGGAAACUUGGUGACUAAUUGCUCUUGGGAACAUUUUUGGUUAAAUGAAGGAUGGACAGUGUAUCUCGAGAGAAGGAUCCUCGAAGCCCUCGCAGUGAUUGAAGCUAAACAACAGGGGAAAGGUGAUAAAGAGGCACAUUAUUACGGUGAACAGGUGCGUCAGUUUAAUGCAAUCAUUGGCUGGACUGAUUUGGAAAAUGAUUUAAAGUCAAUGGGCGAUAAUGUUGACAAAUAUUCUAUAUUGGUGCAAGACUUGAAAGGCAAAAAAAAGUGCCAAAAGAAAGAUGAGAAAGAAGAUAACCAAAGCAAUGCUAGUCCGGAUGAUCCCGAUGAUGCUUUUUCAACAGUGCCAUACGAAAAGGGGUUCAAUUUGCUCUACUUGAUUGAAAAGAUUGUGGGAAAGGAAAAAUUUGAUCUUUUCAUUCCUGCUUACUUUAGAGAAUUUCGUUUCAAAUCGCUCGACACUUUUCAAUUUAUUGACUAUUUGUUUGAUUUCUUUAAAGAAGAUGCUGUUAAAUUGGACCAAAUUGAAUGGAAAAAGUGGCUUUAUGAGCCCGGCAUGCCACCGAUCGAUCCCAAAUUUGAUACCACCUUGGCUCAAGCGUGCUAUGAUUUGGCAAAGAAAUGUUAUCAGUACGCAUUGAGCGAAGAUGACGAAAACGAAUUUACACAGUUUAAAUUAGUUGCAAAUGAGAUAAAUGAUUUCAGUCCAAGUCAAAACAUAGUAUUUCUUGACACAUUGAUUGCUUAUGAAAAAGUUGCUGGCUUUUCAUGGAAACAGCAUAAAAAAACAUUGAAUCGUAUGGCAACAUUAUACCACGACCAAUAUACAGAAACCCUGAAUGCGGAAAUCAAGUUCAGAUGGUUUUACUUACAAGCUACAGGAGAAGUACUCGAUUUUGAAGUUGCAAUGGGUGAAUUCUUGGGCACCAUUGGUAGAAUGAAAUUUGUACGUCCCGGAUAUGCUUUGUUGAAUAAAGUCAACCGCGAAUUGGCUGUGAGAUAUUUCCAGAGAUUUGAAAACAGGUACCAUCCAAUCUGCAAGGCCAUGGUACGCAAGGAUUUGCAACUAGAUUAA